UCUGUCUGUAGCCCAGUAAGCGCAGGAAGGGGACAGGGUUGGCGCUUUUCCUUUGCCUGUUUGACCAUCACAAUUUGCUGAAUCACACAAACUCUAUCGCAUCGUCAAAACUUUGAAGACAGAUCGCAGUGGAUUUCAGUCCGUGGAUACACAGCGCGACAUUUCCCCUCCGUCAGCUAGAGAAGGUGUCUCCUUCCGCACAACUCUUCACGGCGAAAAGACCUUUCUUUUUCACUUCUGCCUUCUGUCACCUACGGGACCACCGCUCGCGAGCCACACGCUUUUAAAAGUUUGCCUUUCAUGUGAAUGUACAGGACUCCUCUGAGAAAUGAAGCUCAGCAGACAGUUCACAGUUUUUGGCAGUGCCAUAUUCUGUGUUGUGGUAUUUUCCUUGUACCUGAUGUUGGAUCACAUAGAUCAUAGCAAAAACCCAAAUGGAGAGAGAAUUCAAAAUGGUCAGCUUGGUAUUCUGCAGGACAAAAUAGACCACUUAGAAAGACUACUUGCAGAGAACAAUGAGAUCAUUGGCAACAUCAGGGACUCCGUAAUUAACCUGAGGGAAACUGUGAAAGAUGGGAAAAUGUUUCCUGAAGGGAACAUGAGUCAGGGGGACUUGGAAUUGCUGCCCCCUGCUCCUGCACUGCUCCCCAUCCACUCAGAGGACUGCCAGUUUACAGCAAGGACCUACUCCAAGGCAGCGGAUGGAGUACAGAUGCUGGAUGUUUAUGAUUUACUCAGCUUUGAUAACCUUGAUGGUGGAGUAUGGAAACAAGGCUUUGAUAUCUCUUAUAAGGACAAUGAAUGGGACAAUGAGCCACUCCAAGUCUUUGUUGUGCCGCAUUCACAUAAUGACCCUGGCUGGCUGAAGACAUUCGAUGACUACUAUAGAGACCAGACGCAACACAUUCUCAACAACAUGGUGGUGAAAUUACAUGAAGACAGUCGGAGAAAAAUGAUCUGGUCUGAGAUCUCGUAUUUUUCCAAAUGGUGGGACAACAUCGAUGAGCAGAAACGAGAUGCUGUCAGGAGGCUGAUAGAGAGCGGUCAGCUCGAAGUGGCUACAGGAGGCUGGGUGAUGCCUGACGAAGCCAACACUCACUACUUUGCAUUGAUAGAUCAGUUAGUUGAAGGUCACCAGUGGUUGGAGAGAAAUUUGGGAGUGAAACCCAAGACUGGCUGGGCUGUGGAUCCAUUCGGUCACACUCCUACCCAGGCUUACCUGCUGAGACAAGCCGGUCUAUCUAACAUGCUGAUCCAGAGAGUACACUACUCAGUGAAGAAACACUUCGCCUCUCAGAAGACCCUGGAGUUCUUCUGGAGACAGAACUGGGAUCAGGACUCAAGUUCAGAUAUUUUGUGUCACAUGAUGCCAUUCUACAGCUACGAUGUUCCCCAUACAUGUGGUCCUGACCCAAAAAUCUGCUGCCAGUUUGACUUUAAAAGGCUGCCGGGAGGAAGAAUCAGCUGUCCAUGGAGAAUUCCUCCUCAGGCUAUCACAGAUAUCAACGUACAGGAGAGAGCUCAGACGCUACUGGACCAGUACAGGAAGAAAUCCAAACUUUUUCGGACCAAUGUGCUGCUGGCACCACUUGGAGAUGAUUUCCGCUACACUGAAGCUGUUGAAUGGGACCAACAGUUUGAAAACUACCAGAAACUCUUUGACUACAUGAAUUCUCACCCUGAGCUUCAUGUCCAGGCCCAAUUUGGAACUAUUUCAGAUUAUUUCGAGGCCUUGCGUAAAAGCACUGGCAUGGAUCCGGUUGGCAUUAAUGUGGGCCAGUUGGCUUUGCCUGUGCUAAGUGGAGACUUUUUCACUUAUGCGGAUCGAGACGAUCACUACUGGAGUGGAUACUUCACCUCACGGCCGUUCUACAAACGCCUGGACAGAGUGCUGGAAUCACACCUCAGGGCAGCUGAGGUCCUCUACUCUCUGACCUUGGCCAACAUUCAGAAGUACGGCCAGCCCAAUGAUUACCCUGCAGUGGAUAAUUACAAGUUACUGACAGAAGCCAGACGCAAUCUAGGUCUCUUUCAACAUCAUGAUGCCAUCACGGGCACGGGCAAAGACUGGGUGGUUGUGGACUAUGGAACCAGGUUGUUUCACUCUAUUCUGAAUGUGAAGCGAGUGAUUGUGAGCUCAGCUCACUGGUUGGUGCUCAAGGACAAACAAACAUACUUCCAUGAUCCUUCAAAUCCCUUUCUUCAGAUGGAUGAUGUUCAGCCAUCCCAAGAUGCAUUACCUCGCAAAAUAAUUUUUGAAGUUCAUGAAAAACCAAGGUUGUUGGUGGUUUACAACCCCACAGAGCAAGCCAGGAUGUCCAUGGUUACAGUAUAUGUGACGACUCCUAAAGUGCGCGUGCUGAAUGCUCUGGGUCAUGUGGUCCGUGCUCAAGUCAGCGCAAUGUGGAAUGAUGCCAGUCAUACUGCUGCCGACGUCUUCCAGUUGUCGUUUGUGGCUCAAGCUGCUCCUCUGGGACUGAGCGUGUACCAGCUGAUGGAAGGAAUGGAGCCAAGGACAGAAGCUGCUAAGUACAUGUUUCUUCAGGAUGGCAGGCAGAUUUCAAUCAGUGAACUGGAGCAUUUCCGACAGUUCUACCAACAAGAUGCGGCUCCUGUGCACAUUGAAAAUCCUCACCUGAAACUCUCCAUCUCUACAGCUACAGGACUUUUAGAGAAAAUGAGGUUGAAGGAGGAUGACUCUGAGCACCUGGUCAAGGUGGAGUUUGUUUUGUACGGCACCACCAGCAAUAAAGACAAGAGCGGCGCCUACCUGUUCCUGCCUGACAAAGAAGCAACAAUUUACUCUCCCUCUCAACCGCCGGUGGUUCGAGUCACUAAAGGGCCGCUGUUUUCUGAAGUCACCACUACCUUCAUGCACAUCACACACACUCUCCGGCUCUACAACAUCCAGGGUGUAGAGGGUCAGUCUGUUGAGAUCUGUAACACUGUAGAUAUAAGAGGCGAAACCAACCGUGAAAUUGCAAUGAGGAUAACCUCAGAUCUGAACAGCAAAGAUCGAUUCUUUACUGACCUCAAUGGCUACCAGCUGCAGCCCAGGAAAACCAUGGCUAAGCUCCCCCUGCAGGCAAACUUCUACCCCAUGACCAGCAUGGUCUACCUGCAGGACUCCAGCGCCAGACUCUCUCUGCUCACCGCACAGUCACUCGGAGCGGCCAGCCUCAAGAGCGGUCAGCUGGAGGUGAUUAUGGACCGCAGGCUCAAUCAGGAUGAUAAUCGAGGUUUAGGUCAGGGAGUCCUGGACAAUAAGAUCACUGCCAACUCCUUCCGCCUACUGCUGGAGAAGAGGAGCUCUGCGGAGGAGGCCCAGAAUGAGGAGACUGCACCAUAUAGCUAUCCGUCUAUAUUGAGUCACAUGUCGUACAUGUACCUGAACCAUCCCCUCAUCUCAAUGGCAGUCAAUCAGCGCUCGGACAACCCAUCCUUGACUCCCUACAGCCCUCUGAGCGCCUCCUUCCCCUGUGACAUGCAUCUGGUUAACCUGCGUGCUAUCCAGUCAAAGGAGGAAGGGGGAGGUCCAUCCGAGCAAGCUGCUUUGAUACUGCACAGAAAAGGCUUUGACUGUGGCUUCUCCAAUCGGAACACUGGCCUACUGUGUACCACUACACGUGGCAAGAUUCAUUUAGAGAAGCUCCUGACAGAUUUGAAGGUGAAAAGCAUCACUCCUGUAUCGCUGUCUCUGAUGCACACACACAAUAGUGACGCCGACCCCCAGGAGAUCAGCCUUAAACCCAUGGAAAUCAGGACUUACCGCCUGCAGCUGAGCUGAGCUGCAGUCACAUCGGCUCAUGUCCUCUGUGUUUUACACUCGAGAGCCGUGAGGUUGUUGCCUUCAGCCAAGGACUCGGUAAACGAUUGUCGACAGAAACCUUAAGCUUCACUGCAAAACGCAAUGUGAAACAUCCCAUGAUUUCCCAACCAGCUCUCUCAGGUUAUUGAACAUAAUGUGACACUUCUUAUGUGUGAUUCACUGUGCUGAGAGUUGACAUUUUGCACUGGGAACGUACAAGUUGUUGUACGCUUUUAAAGUGUUGCUACAGUGGGCAUGUUGCAAGAAACGCUCUUCUUACUUCUGUUACAUGACGAAGAGAAAAGCUCCCGUUUUAUAUUUCCCAGAUGAAAGUUAAUAUAUACAGAUUGUAAAAUUGAUUGGAGUCUUACCAAAAAUUUUAUUUGAUUUGAUUAUUUUAUUGCAAUCCCAAAGUUUUUACUCUGAACUGUGCCUUUUAGUCUCGCAGGGUGGUGUUUGUCUUAAUGGAUGUGAGAAAUUAGUAUAAAGAAAUUAAAGUCAUCUUUAAACAUCCACAUAUCUUCACAAUCAUACAUUUGGUAUUUUCUAAUGCAGAUCAACUAAAUUGCUAUUGUGUUGUUUGUUUGUUUUUAAAUGUCCCUUGCAAAUGACCGCAAAUUACAUGUGUUUAUCACAUUCAUUAAAAUAGGUUUAAUGCAACUUGAAAUUUAAAUGAUGAAGCCUCAGAUUCUGUCUUUAUCUUUUUUUAAACAUAUAGAUACUGUAUACAUGCCACCUUUUUUCUUGUUAAUUUGUCUAUUUUAUGCAGUCUGAAGGAUUGUAAAUAGGUUUAGUAACAACUUAAAUUCAUCAAAGGUGGGUGGGUGACUUGCAACAAUUUCCUAAAGAAUGUAUAUUGAAAAUUGAAUUCCAUUGUUCUCAGAGAUGAUAAUUAUCAAAGAAGAAAUUAAAUGUUUUAUUUAAUAUAUUAGGCUAUAUGAAUAGAAACAUGCAUAUAUUUUUAUCAAAAUAAAUAUAAAUUCAUGCAGUGGUUUAUUUGAAAGGGGUAACGAAUCAUAAAAUGGUGUCGUGGUUAUUAUGGAUUAUAAACUUUGUGUGAUUGUGUUGAGGUUUAUGAAUGGAAAUGAUCUUAGAUUUAUUACACAAUCAAACUAUGCAAAUGCACAUUUUUGUCUUAUGCAACAAUGAUCUAUUUUUUUUAAACCGACUGGUAACACGGGACCUACGGGGUUUAUCUUAAAUCAAGUCCGAAAUUCUCCAUAUUUUACCUGACAAAAGUUCUCGAGAAUUUUUUCUGGUAUGUUGUAGAUUUGCAACAAG
Molecule: messenger RNA, 5089 nt
Organism: Sinocyclocheilus anshuiensis
Lineage: Eukaryota; Metazoa; Chordata; Actinopteri; Cypriniformes; Cyprinidae
Gene: man2a1
Product: mannosidase, alpha, class 2A, member 1
Exons: 22
Coding region: 329-3787 (1152 amino acids)
Biological process (GO): N-glycan processing; protein deglycosylation; mannose metabolic process
Cellular component (GO): Golgi membrane
Molecular function (GO): alpha-mannosidase activity; carbohydrate binding
Source: RefSeq, a predicted model, not a curated record